Messenger RNA from Anopheles nili, 1938 nucleotides. It is a transcript of the gene Ilk, whose product is annotated as integrin-linked protein kinase. The record is from RefSeq and is a predicted model, not a curated record. The coding region runs from base 38 to 1384 and encodes 448 amino acids. Gene Ontology annotation, biological process: protein phosphorylation; cell-matrix adhesion; integrin-mediated signaling pathway. Gene Ontology annotation, cellular component: focal adhesion; stress fiber. Gene Ontology annotation, molecular function: ATP binding; protein kinase activity; protein binding. NCBI's taxonomy places the organism in Eukaryota, Metazoa, Arthropoda, Insecta, Diptera, Culicidae. The transcript is spliced from 5 exons.
GUUGGUUGGAAUACUUUGAAAAAGAAACACAACAAAAAUGGAGGAUAUUUUUCAUUGGUGCCGUGAGGGUAACUCUAUUCAAGUGCGUCUGUGGCUGGACGACACCGAGCAUGAUAUGAAUUUAGGAGACGAUCAUGGAUUCAGCCCGUUACAUUGGUGUGCCAAAGAAGGACACACUAAGCUUGUGGAAAUGUUGCUGCACCGAGGUGCUCGAGUCAACGCCACCAACAUGGGAGACGAUAUACCACUCCAUCUAGCUGCUGCCCAUGGGCAUAUGGAUAUCGCUCAAAUGCUAAUACGCCAUCGCUCUGAUGUAAAUGCUGCAAACGAGCAUGGAAAUACACCGCUACAUUACGCGUGCUUCUGGGGUUAUCAGGCAAUCGCCGAAGAACUCGUGAACAAUGGAGCUUUGAUUUCCUUGGCUAACAAAGAUGGUGAUACACCAUUGGAUAAGGCUAAGACUCUACUGGCUACACGGUUGCACAAUCUAGCCGUUGAAAGUGGACAGGAGUUGAAGAAAAUCAGCUUCAAAGAUCAAGGAUGGGCUGGCAUGAAAACCCGUUCACGCGACGCCACUCUGUCUCGUUUUAAGGGCAUCAAUAUUCAAGAGUUGACGUUGCACAAUAAGGUAGCGAUAACGCCCGGUGGAGAAACAUGGCGUGGUCGCUGGCAAAACAACGAAAUUAUCGCCAAAAUUCUGGCGAUCCGCGAGUGUACUGCACGUGUCGCACGUGAUUUCAACGAAGAGUUUCCUAAGCUACGAAUUUUCUCUCAUCCCAACAUUCUACCCGUCCUCGGGGCGUGUAAUGCUCCAACGAAUUUAAUCGUCAUCAGCCAGUUUAUGCCGCGAGGAUCGCUAUACGAUUUACUGCACGGCACUGCGGGCAUUGUGGUUGAUACAGCGCAAGCUGUUCGGUUCGCCCUCGACAUCGCACGUGGUAUGGCGUAUCUGCACUCUCUAGAAAGAAUUAUCCCGGAAUAUCAUCUGAACAGUUUUCACGUUAUGAUCGAUGACGAUCUGACCGCGCGUAUCAACAUGGCGGACGCAAAGUUCUCCUUCCAGGAGCGCGGUCGGGUUUAUCAACCGGCCUGGAUGAGCCCGGAGAUGCUGCAGAAGAAGCGCAGUGAACGUAACUGGGAGGCAAGCGAUAUGUGGAGCUUUGCGAUUUGCAUCUGGGAGCUGGCGACAAGAGAGAUACCGUUUGCCGACUUGACGCCGAUGGAAGCAGGCAUGCGAAUCGCUACCGAGGGUCUGCGGGUUACGAUUCCUCCGGGCACUUCACCUCAUCUGGCAAAGCUGAUCAAAAUCUGCAUGAACGAAGACCCAGGCAAACGUCCGACCUUUGAUAUGAUCAUACCGAUCCUUGAUAAGAUGAAACGCUAAAGACUGCCCCUUUGUCGAUGACACCAGUGGCUUCCGUCAGUGUGCCUCUUUGAAAAGUGCCUUUGAAAAGAAUGGUUUAUGUUUUACCUGCUGAUCGUUGUGUCGAAUAGCAUCCUCAACAACAGUACUAAAAACUCUCUUUACUUUGAACUGUUUUUUAUUUAAAUCCUGCUGUGUAACGUUACAUUAUUGUUAUUUUAUCUGUAUCGUGCCUUAACAAAGAACUAGCAACAUGUAGAAGGAAAGUAUUAAGCCGUGCGGUUAUGCAAUUCAAACAAACAUAGACCCUAUAUUUGCACGCACAAUGUACUCAAUCUUAACGUUUCACAAACGAAACGAUUGCAAAGCGCAAACGGGUUUUGAAUGAAAAUUCAAAUCAAAAAGGUGUUCGUUUGUAUUAAUUUUGUCCGUUAGAUUUUGGCACUUUUGUCAACACAGUAAAACUUACACUAAACCUCUUAACUGUGCGUUGUAGUUAUUUAGAAUUAAUCCAUACAUUUUAUAUAAACAAUAAAUUCAAUGUUAACAAACUAUAUGGAUGGUUAUUUUUUGUG